Messenger RNA from Aspergillus wentii DTO 134E9, 4021 nucleotides. Its product is annotated as ABC transporter ATP-binding protein. The record is from RefSeq and is a predicted model, not a curated record. Gene Ontology annotation, molecular function: ATP hydrolysis activity; ABC-type transporter activity; ATP binding. NCBI's taxonomy places the organism in Eukaryota, Fungi, Ascomycota, Eurotiomycetes, Eurotiales, Aspergillaceae. Gene Ontology annotation, cellular component: membrane. The transcript has 4 exons. The coding region runs from base 50 to 3931 and encodes 1293 amino acids. Gene Ontology annotation, biological process: transmembrane transport.
CCCCUGCCCCUCCAAUCUCGACUUUGAUUACAUUGAUAAACUCACUUUGAUGGCCUUGCCCUGUUGUGGGUUUACCGCCCCCGGAACCCAACAGCCCAGGGAAGACGUCAAGACCAAAGCCAUGAAAGGGAGAAAACCAGGGUACGAAAACAGCGAGAACGGCGAGGCCAAGGACCCUUUCUCCCAUCUUCCUCCACCGGAAAGACAGAUCCUACGGGAUCAAGUCUACCUGGCCGAAAGCCAGACCGGAUACUGGACGUUAUUCCGCUACGCCACAAAAUGGGAUCUAGUCAUCAUGGUGAUCAGUGGCAGCUGCGCAGUCGUAGCAGGCGUCGCCCUGCCCAUGGUAGCGGUCCUCUUCGGCAGCAUCACAAACACCUUCCGGGACUUUUACGUGGGCAGCCUGACACAAGCCGAGUUCAACCACAAACUGGGUUCCGUGGUGAUUUACUAUGUCUACUUGAGCAUUGUGGAGUUUUUCUCUUCCUACGCCCAGACCGUCGGCUUCCUGUACACGGGCGAUCGCCUUACCACCAGAAUCAGGACCAACUACCUGGCUGCCUGCCUGCGCCAGAAUAUGGGAUUCUUCGACAAGACAGGCUCCGGCGAAAUCACGACGCGAAUCACCGCCGACACCAACUUGAUCCAGAACGGCAUCUCCGACAAGCUGGGCACUAGCCUGACCGCCAUGGCGACGUUCGUCACGGCGUUGAUGAUCGGGUUUGUUUCCUUUUGGAAAUUGGCCCUCAUCAUGAUCGGCGGGGUGUUGGUGAUCAUCGGCAUCAUGGCGAUCUGCGGCGUCUUGAUUACGAGAUAUCAGAAGCAGGCCUUGCAUGUGUAUGCCGAGGGCGGAACCUUUGUGGAAGAGACCCUCGGUGCCAUCCGUGCCGCAACGGCGUUCAAUACGCAAGAGAAGCUGGCGCGGCACUACGAUCGCUAUCUGCACGCCGCCCAGCGGUGGGACCAACGGGCCAAGCUGAUGGUUGCCCUGAGCAUCGGGGCGAUGUUUAGCACCAUCUACCUCAACUACGCCCUUGCAUUCUGGGUGGGAGGGAGAUUUGUCGCCUCCGCCGAGACGACCGUCGGCCACGUCCUGACGAUCUUGAUGUCGACCAUGACCGGAGCCUUUGCGCUGGGGAGUAUUGCCCCCAACCUGCAGGCCUUCGCGACAGCCUCGUCGGCCGGGCUAAAAAUCUUCAGCGUGAUUGAUCGAUCGCCACCGGUCGAUUCCGCCUCUGCCUCGGGACACACCCUGGAUGACGUGCGCGGUGAGAUUGAGUUUCGUGGCAUCCGGCACAUCUACCCCUCCAGGCCAGAUGUUGUUGUUCUCCCCGACUUCAGUUUGACGGUCCCGGCUGGCAAAAUGACGGCUCUGGUGGGCGCGUCGGGGUCCGGGAAGAGCACGAUUGUCGGCUUGCUGGAGCGGUUCUAUAAUCCCGUGAGGGGACAGAUCCUCCUCGAUGGUGUCGACAUUGCGGAAUUGAACGUCGGAUGGCUGCGCCGCCAGAUCGCCCUGGUCAGCCAGGAACCGACUCUAUUCGGCGGCACGGUGUAUGAGAACAUCCGCCUGGGCCUGGCUGGCACAGAAUUGGAAACGGCGGACGAGGAGGAGGUGAGAAGACGGAUCUAUGAUGCUGCGACCCUCGCCAACGCCCAUGGCUUCAUUGUACGGCUUCCCGAGGGCUAUCAGACCAACGUGGGGGAACGGGGCUUUCUCCUGUCGGGGGGGCAGAAACAGAGAAUUGCCAUUGCUCGCGCCUUGAUCAGCAACCCGAGGAUUCUUCUGUUGGACGAGCCGACCUCUGCCCUCGACAUGAAGUCUGAAGCCGCCGUCAGCAGAGCCUUGGACGCUGGCGCUGCGGGGAGAACCACGAUUGUGAUUGCGCACCGGCUGACCACUAUCAAGAAGGCCGACAAUAUCGUACUCAUGGACCGUGGGCGCAUCGUGGAACAGGGCACGCACCAACGCCUGCUUCAAAACCCGGAGUCGAUCUAUCGCCGCAUGUUCAACGCGCAAAGGAUCUCCCGCACGGCCCGCCUCAGACUCAGCGUCUUCGACGACCCCUUCUGGCUGGAGCAGGCUGACGAUGGCAAGGCCGAGCUGCAGUUGGGCGUCAAGGUCUUUGCAUCUGCCGUGGCACCGGCUGUCAGUGACAUUCAGCCGCCUUCGCCGUCGUACUCUAUCUGGAGCCUAGGGAAAAUGAUCCUCGCCUUCAACCGCCGCGAUUGGCAGCUGAUGGUGCUGGGCCUGGGUGCCGCGGCGAUGUGCGGGACAGGAAACCCCGUUCAGUCUGUCUUCUUCGCCAAGGAGGUUGUCAGCCUCGCGCAGCCUCCGUCCGAGGCCGCAGCCAUCCGGUCCGACUCCCGGUUUUGGAGUCUGAUGUACGUCUUGCUGGCCGGGACGCUGUUCGGGGCGUUUUGCGCCCAAGGGCUCGCCUUUGCCGUGUGCUCCGCCCGGCUCGUCCGCCGCGUGCGCGAUCGGGCAUUCCGGGCCUUGCUGCGGCAGGAUCUUGAGUACUUCGACCGCGCCGACGUGGGCAGUCUCACCUCGUUGCUGUCCACCGAGGCGACCUUUGUCGCGGGAUUGAGCGGAGCCACCCUCGGCACGAUCCUCACGGUGAAGACCACGCUGCUCGCGGCCAUUGUGGUUUCCUGUGCACUGGGGUGGAAGUUGGCCCUGGUGUGCACUGCCACCAUGCCCGUCCUGUUGGCCUGUGGUUUUUUCCGGUUCGAGGUUCUUUUCAAACUACACAAGCGAGCCGCAAAGGCGUAUGAAAGCUCCGCCGGCUAUGCCUGUGAAGCCAUUGCCGCCAUCGAGACCGUUGCCUCUCUGACCUGCGAGAAUGUGAUCCUAUCACAGUUCCAAGCCCAACUGGACGCACAGGGCCGUCGAUCUGUCCGCCUGUACUACAGGUCCGCGGCGCUGUACGCCUUUUCCCAGGCCGCGGUGCUCCUGGUCAUCGGUCUGGGCUUCUGGUAUGGGGGCACCUUGAUCGGCAAACGGGAGUACAGCCUGCUCCAUUUUUUCAUCUGCUUUUCCGCCAUCAUCUUUGGGACGCAGUCCGCCGGCAGUCUGUUCUCCUUUGCCCCCGAUAUGGGUAAAGCCAGGGCCGCUGCGGCUGUCCUCCGGCAGCUUUUCGAUCGUGUCCCGUCGAUUGACUCCUGGUCGACCGGGGGAGACCGGCUUCCCUCCGUCGAGGGCGAAAUCGAGUUUCGCGACGUCCAGUUUGCCUAUGCCACGCGGCCCAAUCGCCAGGUACUGCGCGGGCUGAACCUCACGAUCAAACCAGGCCAGUGGGUGGCGCUCGUUGGCUCAUCGGGAUCCGGGAAAAGCACGGUGGUGUCACUGCUGGAGCGCUUCUACGAUCCGCAGUCGGGUGGGAUCUAUGUCGACGGGAGGGACAUUCGAUCUCUCAAUGUCAGCAACUACAGGUUCUUUCUCACACUGGUUGGGCAGGAACCGACCAUCUACAGCGGCAGCAUCAGAGAGAAUAUUCUGCACGGCACGAUGCGGACCGAUGUGACCGAGGAGGAAAUCCUGACGAUCCUCCAGCAGGCCAAUAUCCACGACUUUAUCAUGUCUCUUCCAGACGGACUAGACACCAUUGUCGGAAGUCGAGGGAGCAUGCUUUCCGGGGGUCAGAAACAGCGUGUAGCCAUCGCACGCGCGCUCAUUCGGGAUCCUCGGAUCCUGCUCUUCGAUGAAGCCACGUCAGCCCUGGAUCCAGAGUCAGAAGCAGCCGUUCAACGGGCGCUGGAGACGGCCAUGAAAGGCAGAACGACGAUCACCGUGGCCCAUCGACUGAGCACCAUCCGAAAAGCCGACACCAUCUACGUCUUUCAUGAAGGCCGGGUUGUGGAGACAGGAACGCAUCAGGAGCUUAUGGAUCUGAGAGGGAGAUAUUUUGAUCUUGUGUCGUCGCAAGAUUGAGGGUUUCGAUCUGUCCAUGAAGUUGGUAGAUACAUAUAUAUAUGCACCUGUGGCCAAACUGCUCCACAGCCAAGUACGUAACAGUAACCC